This is a messenger RNA of Aspergillus tanneri, 1611 nucleotides long. Its product is annotated as DNA-directed DNA polymerase delta subunit POL31. Gene Ontology annotation, biological process: DNA replication; DNA strand elongation involved in DNA replication. Gene Ontology annotation, cellular component: delta DNA polymerase complex. Gene Ontology annotation, molecular function: DNA binding. The transcript has 5 exons. The record is from RefSeq and is a predicted model, not a curated record. The coding region runs from base 1 to 1611 and encodes 536 amino acids. Lineage: Eukaryota; Fungi; Ascomycota; Eurotiomycetes; Eurotiales; Aspergillaceae.
AUGUCCUCAAGCGCGGCAGAAAACGAGUUUCUGCGGCCUCCAAGUGAGAUGGAACCGACGCUGGUAUACCGGGAAACCUCCCAUUACAACCCCUUCCACACCUUCCGCCUCCCUCCAGGUCAAGGACGACAUUACAAACAACAAUAUGGCGACAUGUAUUUCCUACGGCUUGCAAAAUUGAAGCCCGCGGCGGAAGAGAUUGCGGUCCAAGCAUGGGAAGGAUUCAGUAUCGCAGGAGAACAUGCACGUCGUGUGGACAGAGUACUAGAUGUGAGACAGGGAGAGCUUUGCUGGGUGGCAGGGACAAUCUAUAUGGACAUGCCGUUAAAACCGAACAUUCUAGAUGACCUAACCAAGGAAAACUUUACAUCGGCCCCUGCGCCAUGUCGCACAUACCGGGAUUCUUCAGAUCCUGAAUCGACUCAAAUUAUGCUCGAAGACGAAUCAGGUCGCCUACGGCUAACAGGGAGUAUGCUUAGGUCAUAUCAGCUGGCAACUGGAGCUGUAGUUGCCGUGCUAGGGACAGAAAAUGCGAACGGGGACUUCGAAAUCAUUGAUAUGAAGGUCCCCGACUUGCCUCGACAGCCUCGUCGGUGGGAGGGUAAAUCGCCCGAGAAAAUGGGCAAAGGCAAGAUUGCUUUCGUGAGUGGUCUUGGGAUUACGGGGACGUCGGGCGACACCCUUGCCUUGGAGAUUUUGACAGACUAUCUACUCGGCUAUACCGGCUUCUCGUCGGCCGGGAACGAAGAUAGCGCGCUGUCGGAUGCGUCUACGAUUACGAGACUGGUCAUUGCUGGAAACUCGCUGGGAGCCAGUACGACCGUGGAUGCCACCGAUCUUGCUUAUCCAAAAAAAAAGAGCGGUGCGAAAAAGUACGGAUAUGACUCCACUACUUACAAUGCGUCGCCCAUUACACAAUUGGAUUCAUUUCUCGCGGAAAUACUACCCAGCAUACCUGUUACUCUUAUGCCGGGCGAAAGUGAUCCCGCGAAUUUCUCACUUCCCCAACAAGGGAUCCACCGCGCUAUGUUUCCCCGGGCUAGGGCAUAUUGCGCGGCAUCUCCAUCUGGCGAGGAGACCCCUGAGCCAGGCUGGUUCGAUAGUGUCACGAAUCCAUGGGAGGGUGAUAUCGAAGGAUGGCGUCUGUGGGGAUCUAGUGGUCAGAAUGUGGACGAUGUUCUCCGCUACCUGGACUUUGCUGAUGAUGAUGACGAAUCCAUUCACACCAAUGGAGAUAGCGAGGCCAGGCUACGGAUCAUGGAGGCCAUGCUGCGCUGGCGAUGUGGAGCCCCUACAGCGCCUGAUACGAUCUGGUCUUAUCCUUUCCAAACCCAUGAUCCAUUUGUGAUGGAAUCCUGCCCGCACAUUUUCUUUGCUGGCAAUCAGCCCUGCUUCAAAACCGCCGUCAUCGAAGGGGAGACCCCAUGGAGGCUAAAUGGAGCCGAUACAGAGAUGACCGGAUCGAACGAUGACACAGACAUUCAGCGAGUCCGUCUCCUGUCGAUUCCCAAGUUCCACGAAAGCGGAGAACUGAUACUGGUCGAUACGGAGACAUUGGAGGUGGAGGUGAUCAAAUUUGGCACGUUUUCCGGAAAGGAGGAGGAGCAAUAA